AUCACGUUACGCCGUUUCCGGUUUUCCAACGGGCUGUGUUUCCCCUCCCGAGGCGGCGGCUGAGCGGCGGAGCCCCCCAAAUGGCCUGGCCAGAUGCGGCAGGUUUGCUGCUCAGUGCCGCCACCGCCACUGGAGGAGGCUUCGUGCAGCAGCAGCAGCAGCAGCGGCAGCAACAGCAGCAGCAGCAGCAGCAGCGGCAGCGGCAGCAGCAACGACAGCAGCGGCGGCAGCAGCAACGACAGCAGCAGCCGCCACCACAGCAGCAGCAUCGCCCGUCCCGCUGCGCCCCCAGAGCCGCGGCCGCAGCCACAGCCGCAGCCCAGCAGCGGGACAGCAGCUGCCGCCGCCGCCGCCGCCGCCGCAGCCCGCUGGGGAGCCGCAGCCGCCGGCGGCAUGAGGCGAGACCCGGCACCCGGCUUCUCCAUGCUGCUCUUCGGGGUGUCACUCGCCUGCUAUUCGCCCAGCCUCAGGUCGGUGCAGGACCAGGCGUUCAAGGCGCCCGUGGUGGUGGAGGGCAAGGUGCAGGGAUUCGUCCAGCCAGGGGGCUCGAAUAGCACCCGAGAGCCCCCGGUUUCGGGCUGGGCGGCGCUGGUGAAGGUGUUGGACAAGUGGCCGCUUCGGAACGGGGGGCUGCAGCGGGACCAGGUGAUCACCGUGGGUUCCUGCGCGCCCGUGGAGAGGAACCAGCGCUACAUCUUUUUCCUGGAGGCCACCGAAGAGCCCAAGGUCUACAAGACGGCCUUCCCUCCCCUGGACACCAACGGCAAGAACCUCAAGAAAGAGGUGGGCAGGAUCCUGUGCAUCGAUUGCGCUGUCCCACCCAAGUUGAAGAAAAUGAAGAGCCAGACGGUCCAGGUGGGGGAAAAGCAGUCCCUAAAAUGUGAGGCAGCUGCCGGCUAUCCCCAGCCUGCCUACCGCUGGUACAAGGAUGGGAAGGAACUCAACAGAAGCAAAGAUAUUCGGAUUAAGUACGGGAAUGGCAAAAGAAACUCCAGGCUGCAGUUCAAUAAGGUGAAGGUGGAAGACGCUGGGGAGUAUGUCUGUGAGGCAGAAAACAUUCUCGGAAAGGACACAGCCAAAGGCAAACUGAAUGUGAACAGCGUGGCCACCACCCUCUCGUCAUGGUCUGGGCAUGCUCGGAAAUGCAACGAGACUGCCAAGUCUUACUGUGUCAAUGGGGGCGUCUGCUACUACAUUGAGGGCAUCAAUCAGCUGUCUUGCAAGUGUCCUGUGGGAUACACCGGGGACAGGUGUCAGCAGUUCGCAAUGGUCAACUUCUCCAAGCACCUUGGAUUUGAAUUAAAGGAAGCUGAGGAGCUCUACCAGAAGAGGGUCCUGACUAUCACAGGGAUCUGCGUGGCUCUGCUCGUUGUCGGAAUUGUCUGCGUGGUGGCCUAUUGCAAAACCAAAAAACAGAGGAAACAGAUGCACAACCACCUUCGGCAGAACAUGUGCCCAGCUCAUCAGAAUCGGAGCUUGGCCAAUGGACCUAGCCACCCCCGACUAGAUCCUGAGGAGAUUCAGAUGGCAGAUUACAUCUCCAAAAAUGUCCCUGCCACUGACCACGUCAUCCGGAGGGAAACUGAGACCACAUUCUCUGGGAGCCACUCCUGUUCGCCGUCCCAUCACUGCUCCACAGCCACACCCACCUCCAGCCACAGACAUGAAAGCCACACAUGGAGCUUGGAGCAGACAGAGAGCUUGACUUCAGACUCCCAGUCAGGUAUCAUGAUGUCAUCCGUGGGCACCAGCAAGUGUAACAGCCCAGCCUGCAUCGAGGCUCGCGCCCGGCGUGAGGCAGCCUGCAGCAUGGAGGACGAAAGGCGGCCAGCCAUGCCAUACCAUGACUCGGUGGACUCCCUCCGGGAUUCGCCACACAGUGAGAGGUAUGUGUCAGCCCUCACCACGCCUGCCCGCCUGUCGCCUGUCGACUUCCACUAUUCCCUGGCCACGCAGGUGCCUACCUUCGAGAUCACCUCACCAAACUCAGCCCAUGCUGUCUCACUUCCCCCAGCUGCACCCAUCAGCUUCCGUCUCGCUGAGCAGCAACCCCUCCUGCGGCACUCGCCCACCACCGUGGCCCCCGCCUCUGACAUGCAGCGCAGCUACGACAGCUACUACCCGCCCCGCCGGGGCUGCUCCCACGACAGCAUGGGAAGUCUGCCCGCCAGCCCCUUCCGAAUCACAGAGGACGAUGAGUAUGAGACUACACAGGAGUGUGCACCCACCCUGGAACCGCCCAAGAGAACAUCUACAAGUCAUCGGCGGUGGAGGAAAUCCAGACUGAACGGGCACAUGGCCCAGCGGGCGCGGGCCGUCCGGGACUCCUUCUCACUCAGCAGUGCCUCCUACAGUGAAUCAGAUGAGGAGCUGGUGGCCGAGUGUACCCCUUUUCUCAGCAUCCACACCUCGGACAUGGUGGGCACGGACUCCCCUCCGCUGUACCAGCCAGUGGACAGCAGGACUUACUACUCCUUAGACAGACACAGCACCCAAGAGAGCAGACACAGCCGUAUCACACACCCACGGGGGAAACAAGACUCUGCUCCCCUCUAGGACCCACUUUUUCUCCCCUUCCCCACCUUGUCCUCCUUCCUCCCUCCCCCUCCCCACCCCCUUCUCAUUUCCCUCCUUCUGCUCCCGGUAUCUUUAAGGAGAACAAAAACCACACACUUGGAAAGAAAUAAAAAUAUUUUUAUUUUAUAUAAAAGGAAAAAUAUAACAAAAUGUUUUAUUUUCAUUUUAGCAAAAGUUGUCUUAUAAUAGCUAAUAGCAAAGACUUUUUUAUAGGAAACUCUAUUUAUAUGUAACAUCUUGAUUUACAGCUUCGGAAAAAAAAGAAACAAAAAAAAAAGGAGAGAUGGGCCAAUUUUUUGACUAUUUAAUAGAAACCUAUAUGUGGUGCCUUUUUGCUGUACGCUAAUAUGGAGCUCCUGGAGAGAAGGCUGUGGCCACCUCCGCUGUCCAACAGGUUAGUGAUUGGCUCUGGCCACCCCAAACCCACCAUCUUGUCUCCUCUUUCCUUCCCCCUCCCACCAAGAGAUGAAGCCCAUCCCACUCCCAGACUGAAAAAAAAAAAAAGGAGGAAUAGGAACUAGCCAUAGUGAAGAGAGUCAGAGAUGGGGUUCCCAGGUGGUCUUACAUGCAUCCUUCAGAGCCAAAUUUUAGCAUUUGGAGAAGAGAAACUUGGAGGGGGGAAAGCAACCAAACCCCCCCUCCCAGGUAAUGGGUGGGCAAUUCUGUCCCGUGGGAUUCCCUUCUCAGAAAAUAAGAACUUGGGUCCUAGAGACUAGAAGAAUAAAAGCUAAGAUGUCCAUUUUUGAGACAUUGAGAAGCUGGUUGUGGCAGGGUUGGGAGACAGACUAGAGCCCGACUGGCCAAAGUGGAGGACUUCCCCCCAUCCCUCUCCACCCCUGGCAGGGGCGGGCUUGGAAAGAGGAUACCCCUCCUUACCCACGGUGUCCAGGGCCCAGGGGUUAGCCCAGCAACGCAUCCUAGGUCAGGGAGAGCCAGAGCUGCGGUGGGAUGAGGGGUACACCCACCUCUCCCUGCCCCAGGGAGGUCUCUCCAGGGCUCCCCUCAGUUCUCUGCAGCACCUCGUUUACAUGGUUCGCCUUUUCUCUUUUACGCCUGCAUGUCCUGCAUUUCAGAUACUGUAGAUUGGAUGCAUGGUGAGGCUGUGAUUGAGAAGACACAAUUGACAGUGUAUUUGAUUUUACCUUUUAGCAAUAAAGUAACUAACCAAUCCCCUCUUCCCCCUCCCCCCAAUCCCUUCUCCUAGCCCCCAACCCAUCCUUCCAACCUCUUCUCCCCUACAAAGAAAUAAUUGGGUCUGACCGGAAAAAAAAAAUCAGCUAAUUCCUCGUAAAGUUAUUGUAAAACAAACAAACAUAAACCAAGGAGAAAUCUGUCCCAGAUUGUCUGAAUGUCUGAACUCUUGACUGUUGAACACUUGAACUUUUUUAUAUUAUAAAUAAAAAUCAAAAUAACUCAUUG
Molecule: messenger RNA, 3996 nt
Organism: Phascolarctos cinereus (koala)
Lineage: Eukaryota; Metazoa; Chordata; Mammalia; Diprotodontia; Phascolarctidae
Source: RefSeq, a predicted model, not a curated record